AUUAUUGUAGAGGGAGGUAAAGAGGUAAAUCCUAGUAAUCAGACAGUGAUCCAUAACACAUCACGGCAACACACAGGAGGAGAGAGAGAGAGAAGGGUUAGGAAGAGAAGAUGGCAGAGCGGGGUGGCGGAGGAGGGUGUUGCCCGCCGAUGGAUCUGUUACGGGCAGAGCCGAUGCAACUGGUUCAACUCAUCAUCCCCAUCGAGUCGGCUCACCAGACCGUCGCUUAUCUCGGUGACCUCGGCCUCAUCCAGUUCAAAGAUCUGAAUGCAGAAAAGAGUCCUUUCCAGAGAACUUAUGCCACUCAGAUUAAAAGAUGCGCUGAGAUGGCGCGGAAGUUGCGAUAUUUCAGGGAAGAGAUGUCGAGGGCAGGUUGGUCACCUGCAACAAAGCCUGUGGGACGAGCUGAUAUUGAUAUGGAUGACUUGGAGGUAAAACUUGGAGUACUUGAAGCUGAGCUAAUUGAAAUGAAUGCAAACGGAGACAAGUUGCAGCGUUCCUACAGUGAACUUUUAGAAUAUAAGAUUGUUCUGCAGAAGGCUGGUGAAUUUUUCUACUCAGCCCAAAAUAGUGCUACAGCUCGGCAGAGAGAAUUCGGAUCACAGCAGAUUGGUGAAGAGUCCUUAGACACUCCUCUGCUAUUGGAGCAAGAAAUGACAGCUGAUUCAUCCAAGCAAGUUAAGUUGGGUUUUCUCACUGGCCUUGUUCCUAGGGAAAAAUCCAUGGCAUUUGAACGGAUUAUAUUUCGUGCUACCAGGGGUAAUGUGUUCACGAAGCAAAUUGUCCUUGAGGACUCUGUUAUUGAUCCUGUGACUGGGGAAAAGGUUGAUAAAAAUGUAUUCAUGGCAUUCUAUUCUGGCGAGAGAGCAAAGAACAAAGUUACUAAAAUAUGUGAAACUUUUGGUGCAAAUCGUUACCCUUUUCCUGAGGACUUGGGGAAACAAAAUCAGAUGCUCACUGAGGUCUCGGGAAGGCUGUCAGAGCUAAAGACUACAAUAGAUGCUGGACUAAUGCACCACAGCAAUUUGUUGAAAACAAUUGGUGAACAAUAUGAGCAGUGGGCGCUUUUGGUGAUGAGGGAGAAAUCCAUUUACCAUACUCUAAAUAUGCUUAGUAUUGAUGUGACAAAGAAGUGUCUCGUGGGAGAAGGUUGGAGUCCUGCUUUUGCAGCAAAGCAGAUUCAGGAUGCACUGCAGAGGGCAUCAUAUGAUGCCAACUCUCAAGUUGGUGCCAUUUUCCAGAUUUUGCAUACAAAAGAGUCACCGCCUACUUAUUUUCAGACAAACAAAUUCACUUCUGCUUUUCAGGAGAUUGUUGAUGCAUAUGGGGUGGCAAAAUAUCAAGAAGCAAAUCCUGGUGUAUUCACUGUUGUCACGUUCCCCUUUCUUUUCGCAGUCAUGUUUGGUGAUUGGGGGCAUGGUAUAUGUUUGUUACUUGGGACAUUAUAUUUCAUAAUCAGGGAAAAGAAACUCUCUGGUCAGAAGCUUGGAGACAUCACAGAAAUGACCUUUGGUGGUCGCUAUGUGAUUUUGAUGAUGGCACUCUUUUCAAUCUACACAGGCUUGAUUUAUAAUGAGUUCUUCUCUGUCCCGUUUGAACUAUUUGCUCGUUCAGCCUAUGCUUGCCGUGAUCUUUCUUGCAGGGAUGCUACUACUGCAGGCUUGAUUAAGGUGGGUGACACAUAUCCAUUUGGUGUGGACCCUGUCUGGCAUGGUUCCCGCAGUGAGUUGCCAUUCCUCAGUUCGUUAAAGAUGAAAAUGUCAAUACUUCUCGGGGUAGCCCAGAUGAACCUUGGAAUCUUUUUGAGCUAUUUCAAUGCCAAGUUCUUCCGCAAUAGCCUGAAUAUCUGGUUCCAAUUUGUUCCCCAGCUGAUAUUUUUAAAUAGCCUGUUCGGUUACCUUUCCCUCCUCAUCAUUGUAAAAUGGUGCACUGGUUCAAAAGCUGAUUUAUAUCACGUAAUGAUAUAUAUGUUCCUCAGUCCCACUGACGAACUUGGGGAAAACGAGCUUUUUGCUGGCCAGAGAACAGUUCAGCUUGUACUGCUGCUGCUGGCCCUCGUUGCUGUUCCGUGGAUGCUGCUCCCAAAGCCUCUUCUUUUGAAGAAACAGCAUGAAGAUAGACACCGCGGUCAGUCCUACGUGCCACUUCAAGGCACAGAAGAUUCAUUACAAUUGGAGGCAAGUCAUGAUUCCCAUUCUCAUGGGGAGGAAUUUGAGUUUAGUGAAAUUUUCGUCCAUCAACUUAUACAUACGAUAGAGUUUGUACUUGGAGCAGUCUCAAAUACAGCUUCAUACCUUCGUUUGUGGGCCCUCAGCCUUGCCCACUCGGAGUUGUCCACCGUAUUCUAUGAGAAGGUUCUUCUUCUUUCUUGGGGGUACAACAAUAUAAUCAUCUUUAUUGUGGGCAUCAUUAUUUUCAUUAGUGCAACUGUUGGUGUGUUGUUGGUGAUGGAAACUCUCAGUGCGUUCCUACAUGCGUUACGUCUUCAUUGGGUGGAGUUCCAAAAUAAGUUUUAUGAGGGAGAUGGUUACAAGUUCCUUCCCUUCUCUUUUGCGUUACUUAGUACUGAGGAGGAAUAGGAUUAUGAAACCUGACAAUGCUGUUGGAAAGUCGGGUUCAUAGUGUGCAUAAGUACGGGCUUUUAUUGAUUCUUUCAUUUGGAGAAAUAUGUAUUGGGAAGCAAAAUGCCAAGUAUUAACUUAAGAGUCAUGCAGGCAAGGGAGAUGGAACCUUUGCAAGAGCCCCUUCCCAACCCUAGCAUUUGUUGCUCUUAUUUAUUUAGCCCCCCAAUAAGCAAGUCUCAUAGCGAGGCUUGCAGCUAUUUAUGGUGACUAUACAAUGUAUUGUGAUUUAGUUGUUUUCUUUCUUUCUUUUUAUUUUCGCACUUUUUUGUUUUUUAUUUCGGUUGGUUGGUUGAGAUUGUGUGAUGAGCUUUCAAUGUGAUCAUAUAUUUAUUUC
This is a messenger RNA of Camellia sinensis, 2958 nucleotides long. RefSeq names its product V-type proton ATPase subunit a3. Gene Ontology annotation, biological process: vacuolar acidification; proton transmembrane transport. Lineage: Eukaryota; Viridiplantae; Streptophyta; Magnoliopsida; Ericales; Theaceae. Gene Ontology annotation, molecular function: ATPase binding; proton-transporting ATPase activity, rotational mechanism. Gene Ontology annotation, cellular component: vacuolar proton-transporting V-type ATPase complex; vacuolar proton-transporting V-type ATPase, V0 domain. The record is from RefSeq and is a predicted model, not a curated record.